AUGGAAUGGUCAAAUGAAAAUACAAUGAUAUUUUUAAAUCUUUAUGAAAAAGAAGGAUUAAUAUGGAAUCCUAAAGAUCCUUUACACAAAAAUAGGAACGCUGUUAGUGAUGCUUGGAAGAGGAUAAAAGAUCAACUAAGUGUAAACUGUUCAAUCCAAGAUCUCAAAAAAAAAAAAGAUUCACUGAUGGCAUCUUUUCGACCACUACUAUCCCAUAAAGUGAAGGAUAGUAUGAGAACUGGUUCUGCGGCAAAUAAUGUGUUUAAACCUAAUUGA
This is a messenger RNA of Macrosiphum euphorbiae (potato aphid), 276 nucleotides long. The record is from the annotation of a GenBank genome assembly. Lineage: Eukaryota; Metazoa; Arthropoda; Insecta; Hemiptera; Aphididae.